Messenger RNA from Physella acuta, 1002 nucleotides. RefSeq names its product FMRFamide receptor-like. The record is from RefSeq and is a predicted model, not a curated record. NCBI's taxonomy places the organism in Eukaryota, Metazoa, Mollusca, Gastropoda, Physidae. Gene Ontology annotation, molecular function: G protein-coupled receptor activity. Gene Ontology annotation, biological process: G protein-coupled receptor signaling pathway. Gene Ontology annotation, cellular component: plasma membrane.
AUGGACAGUGUUGUUUCCAACCCGCUCAACACAACAGUAAGCAACCCAAUGCCAGACACCAGCGUCUUCUUUGACGCCAGAACGGCUUUCCUAUUCGACGUGUUCUUCAACUGUUUCCUCAUCCACUUCCUGAGCCUGCUGGGCAUUGUGGGUAACCUCCUCAACAUCGUCGUCCUCUCACGCCACAACCAGAAGGAGACCACAACCAUCAUCCUCAUCUCCCUCUCCAUUAGCGACCUCUGCUCCUCCCUUUUCCAGCCUUUCAGGCGGCUCAAGUGUUUGGUUUCACACUUCGACGUCCCCGGUUCGGUUACCAUCGGGUCGUUUACAUUCAUCUUCAUCUACCCAAUCACCGACUACUUCGAGACUGUCAGUAUAUGUCACGUGACCGCCAUAGCCAUUGAACGUUUCAUCGCUGUCUGUUUUCCUUUACACGUCUCCCAAAUCUUCACCCCGCACCGUGUUAAACUCAUGAUCCUAAUCCUAUACGCCUACACCUUCGCUAUGCUAUUCCCGCUACUCUUACGGUUAAGCUAUGUAGAAAUUUUCAACGAAACCUACAACUGCACCAUCGGGAUUGUCGUUGAAAGCAAGCUGUACGUCGAUAACUACGACUCGUUUUCCUUUUUCUUUGAUGUCUGCGUCAACAACGCUUUCACGACAAUACCCAUCGUUACCAUCGUCAUCUGUUCCUGCAUCAUCUCCUUCAAGCUGUCAAAACGGAGCUCCAGGUUUCUUAAAGAAAAAUCCAAGCGUUUGAAAGAGAGAAAAGUGGCAAAAAUGUUGUUGACUGUGUGCAUCGUGACCGUAUCGGCCAACCUACCCACCGCGGGGAUGUACUUGUAUUCGUAUGUGUAUGUUUUAAGGCUGGACAGUAUUUACAUUAUCUGGGAGGCGGUUAUAGGCAACUUGUACCAGUUUAACGCCUCCGUUAAUUUUCUCAUCUAUGUUACUAUGAGUUCUAAAUUUGCAAAAACUUAUAAACGUUUGUUUCACCAGUAA